This is a messenger RNA of Rosa rugosa (rugosa rose), 594 nucleotides long. RefSeq lists its product as uncharacterized. Lineage: Eukaryota; Viridiplantae; Streptophyta; Magnoliopsida; Rosales; Rosaceae. The record is from RefSeq and is a predicted model, not a curated record. The transcript is spliced from 2 exons. The coding region runs from base 1 to 594 and encodes 197 amino acids.
AUGAUGAACAAGAGUGGAUUUGCAUGGAAUGAUAUCAAAAAGUGCAUUGAAGUUGAUAGUAAUGAAGUAUGGGAUACAUAUUUGCAGCACAACAAAAAGGCAAAGGGAUGGAGAAACAAGAAGUAUCCAUUAUUUGAUAGACUAGCUACCAUCUUUGGGAGUGACCGUGCGACUGGAACUGGAGCUGAGGUCCCUGCUGAUAUGAUGGAGGAGCAGAGCAACAAUGAAGAUGGCAUUGAAGUUGAGAAUGACACAAGCCCCAUGUCAAUGAGCACGGGACAAUCUCAGGUUAGUCAGAAAAAGAGGAAAAGAAAUGAUGAAGAUAAAAUUAUGCUUGCAUUGGAUAAAAUGUUUGAAGAAUCUGGAAAAAGAAUGCAAGCAGUGACUGAUGCUAUAGUGAAAGGUAAUGAAGAUCGAUCUGAUAUUGCUAAGGAACUUAAGAAAAUGGGACUUUCUGUUCUAGACCAAAUUGAGGCAUUGAAAAUCAUUUUGGAUAAGCCCCAAAAUAUCUCUGUGUUCAUGUCCUUAGAUGAUGAAGUGAGAAAAGUGUAUGUGGAUAACUUGCUUGCGGGCACUGCUAGAGGAUCUACCUAA